CACCUUGGCCAGCCUCCCCGGCUCCCAGCAAGCCACUCUUUUGCACUUCCUUAUCAGGCUUCUCUGACCCGGCAGGGCAGUUUGGGCAAGUAACCUGAGCCUUUGUCCCACUGCGGACCCGUGCAGAGAAGUUGCUGAGCACCUGACGCAGAUUAACGAUAAGGAGCCGUUGGAAGGAAGAGCAGGGGAGGGGCCUUGGCCCUGAGCACCUGCACAGAAGACUCAGCAGGUGGUCGGAAUGCCAGGCAGUGGAAACUACCAAGAGUUCAAAACAGUGGAGAUGCAGCAGCAGCAGGAGGGGCUGGAAGAGAAGAGCAAGGGAAAUCCCGGUGCUGGAACAGUGCAGGAACCGGAUUCAGGAUUCUCUCCGCCGUCUGCUCCCAAGACCAUGCUGUACCCACGCCCCCACGCCGACCCCUACGAUUCAAGGAAAUACUUCGCCACCAGGCCUGGAGCCUUUGACCAAGCCAUGGAUGACCUCAGGGCCCAUGUGAUAGCAAACAUGGGGGAAACGGCCCACAGCUUCUGGCUUCUGGCUGAGAUAGACCACUGGAACAACGAGAAGGAGCGUGUGGUGGUCAUCACAGACUCUGCCCUCCUGGUCUGCAAAUACGACUUCAUCAUGCUCAAGUGCCUGGAGCUGCAGAGGGUCCCCCUGAGCUACAUCAACCGCAUCUGCCUGGGACCUUUCACCUUUCCAGAGAAGUCCUUGGACAGGAGGGAGGGAGAAGGCCUGAGGAUCUUCUGGGACAAACAGCGAGAACCAUCUCUCCUGGUGCGCUGGAACCCUUUCUCCACCGACAUGCCUUACACGACCUUCACAGAGCACCCGGUGAAGAACAUCAACCAGAGGUUUAGCACCAUCUGCCAGAUCUCUGCCUUCACUGCUCAGCUGGUUCAAGCCGUCCAGAAUGCCGAAAGAAUGGAUCCCACAGCUGGCCGAACUGCCGGGGUUGAGGUGGCCCACGAGCCCCUCCUCAUAGAGACCUACACAGGGCUGAUGUCUUUCCUUGGAAACCGAAACAAGCUGGGUUAUUCCCUCGCUCGGGGGAGUUUUGGCUUCUGAACGUCCAGCGAAUCAGGGGUUUUCCUUUUGUGGUGAAUGUGUUGUGUUUAUUCCCCCUGCACCUUGAAAUGUUGCUAAAGAGGAUGGGGGUUGUUAAUGAAAGGGCUGUGAGAUGCAACACCCCCCCCCACCCGGCCUUAUAAUGUAGGAAACUGUGUGCUGAGUCCAACCAUUUAGCUCAUCGUGGGCAUCAUCUCAGGCUGGAAGCAGCUCUCCAAGGUUGCAGACUUUCCCCAGGAGUAGUCUGGGGAUUGAACCAGAGUCCUUCUGCAUGCAAAGCAGGUGCUCUGUUACUGAGCUACCGUCCUGGAAUGGCAAAACCUCCUUUUGCAGGGUUGAGGGCCACAAAGGGUUUAACCACAGGGUCUGUCUGGAAAGAUCUCUCCUCUUGAAAGGAACCACAGUUCUCUUGAAGCCCAACAGCUGCCUGCAAGCCAAUGGCCCAUCCAGUCCAGCAUCCUGUUCUCACAGGGGCCAACCAGAUGCCUGGGGAAAACCCGCAAGCAGGACCUGAGCACAAGAGCAACACUCUCCCCUCCUGUGGUUUCCAGCAACUGGUGUUCAGAAGCAUUGCUACCUCCAGCUAUUGAGGCAGCGUAUAGUCAUUGUGGCUAACAGGUCAAAUGGUGUUCAUAGAACUGUAGAAAAGGAUGUCAUAUGGAGGAGGGAGAAAGAUUGUUUUCUGCUGCUCCAGAGAAGCGGACACAGAGCAAUGGAUUCAAACUACAAGAAAGAAGAUUCCACCUAAACAUUAGGAAGAACUUCCUGACAGUAAGAGCUGUUCGGCAGUGGAAUUUGCUACCAAGGAGUGUGGUGGAGUCUCCUUCUUUGGAGGUCUUUAAGCAGAGGCUUGACAGGCAUAUGUCAGGAAUGCUUUGAUGGUGUUUCCUGCUUGGCAGGGGGUUGGACUGGAUGGCCCUUGUGGUCUCUUCCAACUCUAUGAUUCUAUGAUUCUAGAAUUGGAAGGGAACCCGACGUUCUUCUAGGUCAGCCCCCUUCAGUGCAGGAAUGUCGUAUCUGAGGAACAUCUGAACACGGUCCUCCUUGUUGUUGUUUUCCAUUGCAAGCUUCUCUCCUGAUAACUCGGGGAUGCUUUAGCUGAGAUUCCUGCAUAGAUGACACUCGGGGUCCUUUCCAGCUCUAUGGUUCUAUGAUUCUAUGAGCAUUCAGCUCAUUGUAUCUAAAAUGCAGUGACAAGAAUAAAGAAAACCCGUGGCACAUUUGGGUGAAUCUUGCCCUGUUGCCAAAGCAAAACCACCCUCACCUAGUCUCGGGUUUCCACCUCUACAACCUAGGGAUUAGCCAAGCCUACCCAGCAAGGUUGUUGUACGAGGCAAUGUAAAGAUUUUAGAACACUCUGCGGCAGCAGCAGUCCUAAGCCAUUGAAUUCCAGGGGGCACAAUGUGAAUUGCUUCAGCUGAGCAAUUGGAGCCUGAAGCUGAGGCUCCAAUACUUUGACCACCUCAUGAGAUGAGAAGACUCCCUGGAAAAGACCCUGAUGUUGGGAAAGGGAGAAGGGGACGACAGAGGACGAGAUGGUUGGACAGUGUUCUCGAAGCCACCAACAUGAGUUUGACCAAACUGCAGGACGCAGUGGAAGACAGGAGUGCCUGGCGUGCUCUGGUCCAUAGGGUCACAAAGAUUCGGACAUGACUGAAUGACUAAACAACAACAACAACGCUUCUGAACACCAGUUGUUGUAAACCAUAGAAUCAUAGAGUUGGAAGAGACCACAAGGGUCAUCCGGUCCAACCCCCUGCCAAGCAGGAACACCAUCAAAGCAUCCUUGACAUAUGCCUGUCAAGCCUCUGCUUAAAGACCUCCAAAGAAGGAGACUCCACCACACUCCUUGGUAGCAAAUUCCACUGCCGAACAGUUCUUACUGUCAGGAAGGGAAGAGUUGCUCUUGGGCUCAAGUGCUGUUUGUGGGUUUCCCAUAUUGGGCUUCUUGUCAGUGAAGUUCUACUCAGUAUUGAUCCAGGGUAGAUCCCAAUGUAUAGUUAGCAGAGUAACAACUUAAACGCGUUGCAGGAUUCCCCAAAAAUAGACCAGAGGCCCUUGUAUUUCAUCCAGAGCUUUACUGCUACUGAAGGCAAAUGAGCAUAAUGGUCACAAAUCCAAUACAUUCAGGAUUGGCACGGCCCAUAAAGAAUCCAGUUGCAGCAGACUUAACUUACAAUAAUUUACAAUAACUUACAAUAAGACUAAACCUUAACACUGUAGCAUACUAUGUACAGAACACCACACCAGAAAUAAGAGAGAUAAGAAAGAGAAAGAGAAACCCAGGUUCUUUCUGGCCUCACUAUUAUAGUCAGCAUGACCUUGACAGAAAGAGAGAAGAGAACCAGUUUAAGCCAGCUGUACUCAUCUUCUCUGAAGGAAUAACCCAAACAUCAUGAACCUUCUGCUUGUUGCUUUCACGCAGAGAAGCUUCCAGAACCCUCUUGAAUUAAGUGGAAUAGGAAAGAUCUCUACACAUCAGAGCAAUGCUUUCUGCACUAGGAAAUGCAAACUGUGAGAACAGGAAGCUGGAUUAGGAGAUAAGAGAGAUAAUCUGGAAGACAGGUCACACCCACCUGUCCAGGUGAUGGAACUGGCUUUGCAGUUGGGUCAGAGAAAGCCAAAGGCACCUGGGGAAUUGGGGCUGGUUGCAGGAUGGAUGGGGUCCCCCCAAAAGUGCCAUCUGGUGCCCCCCCUAAGAAUGAGACCCACACACACUUCCCAUAGCAAAUGACAGGUCAUGAGGGCCUCAUCUAGAUGGUCCUGGCACCUCAAUCUGUACCCCAACCGUGGACCAGAAGUUAUUUUCUUCUCAUUGUUUUUUAUUUCAGUUAUGUCUGUGUUAUCUAGAUUAUUAGCGGGUCAUGAGAAGAACAACUGUUGGGAGAUUGCUGCUUGAGUUUGAUGUUCCUCGUCCCUCUUUGUCUCUUUCCCUUUGUGUACCAUGUUUUUUCUUUUUCUAUUGUACGUCCGUGGGAAGAGGCUGCCUUGUUUUGAUAGUAUGUAAGCUGCUCUGGAGGCCUUUAUUGGCUGAGGAGCGGCGCAAAUGUGGACCCAGUAAAGAAAUAAAUAUUCUGUGUGUUGCCA
Zootoca vivipara (common lizard) is the source of this 4153-nucleotide messenger RNA. It is a transcript of the gene TPRG1, whose product is annotated as tumor protein p63 regulated 1. NCBI's taxonomy places the organism in Eukaryota, Metazoa, Chordata, Lepidosauria, Squamata, Lacertidae. Gene Ontology annotation, cellular component: cytoplasm. The record is from RefSeq and is a predicted model, not a curated record.